Messenger RNA from Clunio marinus, 2547 nucleotides. Lineage: Eukaryota; Metazoa; Arthropoda; Insecta; Diptera; Chironomidae. The record is from the annotation of a GenBank genome assembly.
AUGACAAUAUUUACAAUUUCCGGUCUUCAUCCUGAAGAGAUUCAAUGUUUAGCAUCGGAUAAGUUUCUUAUAUUCUCUGCAAGUGGUAAAGUCAUCUAUGGAUGGCGACGGGGUAAUGAAAUAAAGUAUAAAUACAUCGGACAUUCAUUGAAAGUUCACAUCAUACUUCCAUUCGGCGAACAUUUAAUAUCAAUUGAUGAAAGCAGUUUACUCAAGGUUUGGAACAAAAGAGAUGAAACGGUAUAUCUUGAGAUCCCUUUCGACAAUGAAACUUUUAAAAUAAGUGCCGUUAUGCAUCCAAACACUUACAUUAACAAAGUUCUAAUCGGAAGCGAACAAGGAAACUUACAGUUGUGGAAUGUUCGUCACGGAAAACUUAUCUAUACGUACAAAGGAUUCGAGAGUAAAGUUACUGUAUUAGAACAAGCACCAGCUUUAGAUGUUGCUGGAGUUGGAUUGUCAAAUGGAAAAAUCAUCCUAUUGAAUUUAAAAGUUGAUAUUGUGUUGAUGGAAUUCACUCAGGAAUGGGGAACUGUAACAGGAAUAUCGUUCAGAACUGAUGGUCCACCUUUAAUGGCAACAUCGAGUAUCAGUGGUCAAAUAGCAUUUUGGAACUUGGAAGAGAAGAAAGUUGUGGGCACUCUUUUAGCUCAUAACGAUGGAAUUUUUACAUUAAAAUUCAUGCCGAAUGAGCCGCUUUUGUUGACAACUUCAUCAGACAACUCACUGAAAUUGUGGAUUUUUGAUAAACUCGAUGGAAGUCCACGUUUGUUAAGAUAUCGUGAAGGUCAUUCGGCUUCUCCGCUUUGUAUUAGAUAUCAUGGUGCAAAAGGCGACAGCAUUUUAUCAGCUGGUGAAGAUUCCUCGUUAAGAAUAUUUAGCACAAUUUCUGAGACAUUAAAUGCCAGCUUAGGACGAGCAAGUUACAAUCGAACAGCUUCAAAGAAACUUAAUAAACUUGAAGAAGAUCAUCAUUUGAUGCCACCAAUCACACAAUUUACAUCUGAAACAACACGAGAAAAACAUUGGGAUAGCAUCGUUGCACUUCACAAUGGAUUAAAUGUUGCAACAACAUGGUCAUUUGAUAAACGUAAAAUGGGUGACUUGACGUUGUUACCACAAAAAGAUAAAUCAAAGAAACGGAAAGAUUUUCGUGUCAUUGCUUCAAGUUUAAUUAUGAGUCAUUGUGGAAAUUUUGUAACAGUUGGCUAUUCAUCGGGUGAUGUUGAACGAUUUAAUGUUCAAUCGGGACUUCAUCGUGCAAGUUAUGGAACGCCAGCUCAUAAAUCAGAAGUUCGAGGAGUUUGGAUGGACAAUUUAAAUCAAAUUGUUAUCAGUGGAUCAAGUGAUCAGCUUGUAAAGUUCUGGAACUUUAAAACUGAUACCAACCAAUCAAUUGCAGCAAUAAAAAUGCCUGACAGCAUCGUCAUGUUUCGUGGACAUCGAGAAAGUUCAAUGUUGUGUGUGACACUUGAAGACUUCUCAAUUUAUGUCAUCGAUUAUGAUACUAAAAGUAUUGUGAGAAAAUUCAUUGGACAUUCAGCACCAAUCACUGAUGCAUGUUUCAGUCCUGACAGUCGAUGGCUCAUCACUGCCAGUAUGGAUUGCACAAUAAGAACUUGGGAUAUUCCAUCAUCUUAUCUUAUCGAUCAAUUUAAAAUGUCACAACCUUGCAUUUCAAUGACAAUGUCACCUACUGGUGACUUUCUAGCAACAGCCCAUGUUGACUUUCUCGGUGUUUAUUUGUGGGCGAAUAAAACUCUUUACGAACAUAUUUCGAUUCGUGCUGUUGAUCCUGAAAGUGAACCACAAACAAUGGAACUUCCUAAUUUGAAUCAUUUCGAACGUAAAAAUGAUUUGAUUUCAAUGUUUGACCGUGUGAAAGUUGAUGAUGACGACGGUGAAUUAAUAGAGAAUAAUUACAAAAGUCCACUUCAAAUUGAUGACGAUUUGAUUACAAUGUCGACACUUGUUGAGUCGAAAUGGAAGAAUCUUUUGAGUCUUGACAUCAUUAAAAAGAGAAAUAAACCAAAAGAGGCACCAAAAAAGAUGAAAAAUGCGCCAUUCUUUCUACCAACAAUUUCUGGAAUUGAUUUCAAAUUCAAUGUCGAUGGAUUUGUUGAAGACGAUGAAAAUUCACAAAUAAUAAGAAAAGCAAAUUUAGAAAAUCUCACAACAUUUGGAAUAAUUCUCACUAAAUCAGCUGAAACGAAAGAUUACACAAAUGCAAUUCAACAUUUAACAAAUUUAAAUCCAUCAAUGAUUGACUACGAAAUUCGUUCAUUGUCGCCGAUUGGUGGUGGUUCCAUUAGCCUUAUGACAAAUUUCCUCGAGAUGAUCAUCGAAAUGUUUGCUUCAAAUCGAUUUUUUGAACUUGCUCAGUCAUAUCUUGCGCUUUUCUUGAAGGCUCAUAACGAAGACAUCUUAAAGAGUAAAGAACUUGUUGAUCUUUUAAGCUCCGUUGAAAAAGCUUCCAAUGAAGGAUGGAAUAAGAUUGAAGAUAAACUUUUCUAUGGAAUUGGCGUUGUGAAUAAUCUGAGAAAUUUU